Messenger RNA from Diabrotica balteata, 1718 nucleotides. Lineage: Eukaryota; Metazoa; Arthropoda; Insecta; Coleoptera; Chrysomelidae. The record is from the annotation of a GenBank genome assembly.
UAGGAGUGUAAAAUCACACCAUUGGUUGGGAAACGAAAACUCGCGAAAUUGAAAUUUAAUUUUUUUAGGUUAUAUUAUCUGUUAUGAAUUCAAAAUGUUUAAGUAAUUCCGCUAAAGGGUGUAUUUAUAAACCAAAAUGGUUUUAAAGAAAGCUAGCAAAUAUUUUACAAAACUUAGUGUAGCAAAAAGAAGAUUUUCCCAAGUAUCUAAUAAACAAAAAUGGAAGAGUGUAGUAGGUUUGGAAGUACAUGCCCAAAUUAAUUCAGCUAGUAAACUAUUCUCUGGAGCUUCUACAAAAUUUUCGUCGCCUGUAAAUUCAAAUGUAUCUCUAUUUGAUUGUUCCACACCAGGAACUUUGCCAGUCUUAAACAAGAGAUGUGUGGAGGCUGGAGUACUUACAGCAUUAAGUUUAAAUUGUAAAGUCAAUCCGAUUUCAUAUUUUGAUAGGAAGCAUUAUUUUUAUGCUGAUUUACCUACUGGUUAUCAAAUAACUCAACAGAGAGCACCUCUAGCAGUAGGAGGUCAUUUAGAAUUUCAAGUAUUUACUCCAGGUGUUCAUAAAGUUCCAUAUACUACCAAUGUUAAAAUAAAACAAUUACAAUUAGAACAAGACAGUGGUAAGAGUCUUCAUGAUGAACAAAGAAGUUUUGUUGAUUUGAAUAGAGCUGGUGUACCUCUUAUGGAACUCGUAUUUGAUCCAGAUCUUAAAGAUGGGGAAGAGGCUGCUGCUUUGGUCAAAGAACUGAUUUCAAUUUUACAGAGAAUACAGACAUGCUCCUGUAAAAUGGAAGAAGGAGCAUUGAGAGUUGAUGCCAAUGUUUCGAUACACAAAGAAUCUGAACCAUUGGGAACAAGAACAGAGAUAAAAAAUAUUGGAUCAGUGAGAGGAGUAGCUGGAGCAAUCAGUUAUGAAAUACAAAGACAAAUAAAGCUGAAAGAAUCUGGUCAAACUAUUGCUAAUGAAACGAGAGCUUGGGAUGCUUCUACAAAGACUACAGUGGCAAUGAGAGACAAAGAAGUACAGCAGGAUUAUAGGUACAUGCCUGAACCAAAUUUAACUCCACUUCAUAUUGCAAUGGGUCCGGUAGAAAUCGGUUGUGUAAAUGCUGACCAAAUAAAGAAAACUAUACCAGAACUGCCAGAAGAGACAAGACAAAGGUUGAGAAGAGAUAAUGGUCUGACUUUGGAACAAUCAAUUAUAUUAGUAAAUGACAGUGCUUUAUUAAAUGUAUUCGAAGAAAUAGUGUCUAAGAAUAUUAACACAAAAAUGGUAGCAACGUUCUUAAUAAAUGAUGUAAAUACAUUAUUAAAUAAAAAAGAUAUGGAGUCUGAGGAUAUCAAAAAUCCUAGCCACAUUGGAGAAGUUUUGGAAUUAUUAGAAAAAGAAGAUAUCAAUAGAUCUACAGCGAGAGAUUUGUUGGAAGAUAUCUUAUCUGGAAAUAAUAAAAGCCCAGUUCAGAUUGUACAAAAAAGGAACCUAUUACAAAUCAGCGAUGAAACUAAAUUGAAAAAAAUAUGUCAAGAAGUAAUGGAGGAAAAUACCAAAGCUGUCUUAGAUUACAAAUCUGGAAAGACAAAAGCUUUAAAAGCUUUAUUGGGUGCUAUUGUAGCCAAGAGUAAAAAUAAGGCAAACAUGAAAAAGUGUACUGCAAUAUUACAUUCUUUAUUAAGAGAUAAGCUAUAGUGUAUUGGUGUUUUAUUAAAUUUGUUGGAAAAUA